Messenger RNA from Culicoides brevitarsis, 1702 nucleotides. RefSeq lists its product as uncharacterized. The coding region runs from base 262 to 1626 and encodes 454 amino acids. Gene Ontology annotation, molecular function: oxidoreductase activity. Lineage: Eukaryota; Metazoa; Arthropoda; Insecta; Diptera; Ceratopogonidae. The transcript is spliced from 6 exons. The record is from RefSeq and is a predicted model, not a curated record.
UGUAAUCAAAUCACAUUGUUCGAAGUGCAUUUUAUUAGCAAUAAAAAUAAAUUUAAUGUAAAUUGUUCGAAUAAAAAUCUCAAAACAUCAAAAUAAAGUUAAACUUCAUUGACUCAAGCAGGUUUCAGUCAAAAACGGUGAUCAUCGGCAUUGUACUUUAAAAUUUCCUCAGAACACCGAGAAAAAAUUCUUUGAAGUUCCACGGAGACGUCUAGUCAUUUACUAAAAUAAUUUUAAAAAAAUAUUAAAAAAAGAGAAAAAAUGUUGUCAACUUUAGCGAGAAAAAAUUCUCUAUCGCUGCUCGCGAAUGAACAAAGAUUGCUUCAUACAGCGUUGAACGCAAUCAGGUGGGAUGUACAACGAAGCGACGAGACAAUAAUAAAAACAUCAACAAGUGUUCAUCAAAAAAUACGUACGGCGAAUGUUAUCGAAUCAAGUCAUGCGUUGAUAGUUGGAAUUCAUCCGUUGACUGUACAUUCUCGUUCACUUCACACUUCAGCCAGACAACCGCAAAAAAUGGGAGGCACACAAUAUGAAAAUGACCAACCCAACGUAAUUGCCGUUGAGGAAGCUCGUAGAUUCAUGAUUGAUUGUUUCCUCAAAGCGAAUGUUCCUGAAAAGCAUGCUAAAGCUCAAGCUGACCUUUUGAUUGCCGCUGAUGUUCGUGGUCACUUCAGUCAUGGCAUGAAUCGCUUGGAAAUGUACAUCAACGAUUUGUUGAUAAAUUCAACUGCGGGAGCUGCUGUUCCUAAAAUUUUGAAAGAAACGCCCGCCACUGCUUGGGUUGAUGGCAUGAAUGGUUUGGGAGCCGUUGUUGGUGAAUUUUGCAUGGAUUUGGCUAUUCAAAAGGCGAAGACGUGCGGUGUUGGUUGGGUUUGUGCCAAACGCUCCAACCACUACGGCAUUGCUGGCUACUACACAAUGCGCGCCGAGAAACAAGGCAUGAUCGGUCUCUCGAUGACCAACACCUCCCCCUUGAUGAGUCCCACUCGCAGCAAAGGCGCCGCUCUCGGCACAAAUCCCUUAUCGCUCGCUGCUCCCGCCAACAACGGAGACAGUUUCGUCUUGGACAUGGCAACAACCGCCGUCGCUGUUGGCAAAAUCGAGAUUCAACGUCGCAAAGAGCUUCCCUGUCCCGAAGGUUGGGCUCAAGAUCCUCACGGACAUCCCACAACUGAUGCCGAAGUUGCUUUCAAAACUGGUUGCUUGAUGCCUCUCGGUGGCUCUGAGAUCACUUCGGGCUACAAAGGCUACGGAUUGGGUGCUUUGGUUGAAGUUUUGUGCGGAAUCAGCGCUGGAAGCAAUUUCGGACCUCACAUUCGCAAAUGGACUCAUGCUGGCGCCGAUUCCGAAGCCAAUUUGGGACAAGUUUUCAUCGCCGUCGAUCCAAAUUGUUUCGCGCCCGGCUUCACGGAUCGCAUGACGACACUUAACAACGACUUGCGCGGCAUGGAACCGACAGAUCCGGCAAAACCUGUGCUCGUUGCUGGCGAUCCGGAACGCAUGCACGAGAAAAAAGUCCACGAAGAAGGCGGAAUUCGGUAUCAUCCGAACCAAAUUAAGACAAAUCACGCCUUGGCUGAAAAAUUGAAAAUUACUCCAAUUCGAUUCGUGAAUGAAGUUUAAAGCAUUUUUCGUUGCAUUUAAAGAAAAAAGUGUCUUGAUUGACGUAGACUGGACAAUAAAUGUGCUGUUUUAAUCU